AUGAUUCAAAUCGAGUGUAAAGCUCUACCGGCCUUAACCUUGAGCCACCGCUGUCCUCAGUCAGUGGCACAAUAGCUGAUUUUCCAUCUUCAUUAUAGCCAAGGUAUUGUCUUCUCUAUAUCUUUAUCAACAAUUCAGCUUCUUAAAUCUUAGCUGUACGAUGAUAAUCAGAAGGCAAAUAUCAAGCAUUUGUGUUUCUUUUGAAGCAUCCUUUAAUACCCAAAAUCUGUUCUUUAUCAAACACUUUUCAGCAAUAGCCCCAACCCCAUCUCCAGUUUACUCAGAUACACAAAAAUUGGACACCCAUUUGAGGUCUCUUUGUGAAAAGCCUAAUCCCAAGUAUAACAAUGCAGUUUUACUUUUUAACCAUGUAAUUGAUGAUUUGGGGCAAACCCCAUCUGAGUCAACUUGCAAUUUUCUUGUUGUAACUUUGGCUAAGAGUAAGGAGUACAAUCUUGCUUUAAGGGUGUACCGUAAAACGAGACAAGUCCAAGUCUUGCCCAGGUUUUUAUCAUUAGCUGCUUUAGUUGAAUGUUUUGUUUAUGUUCAUAAGCCUAAAUUAGCAAUUGGUGUAUUGGGGCUGAUGUUGAAGAAUGGUUAUAAGGUUAAUGUAUAUGUUGUUAAUGUUAUAUUGAAGGGUUUAUGUGAAAAUGGUAUGGUUGUUAAUGCUAUAAAGUUUGUUUGGGGUUUGGAUAUGAAAGAGGUAACACCUGAUAUAGUUAGUUUAAACACCCUAAUGAGAGGACUUUGUAGAGAUAAGAAAGUACAAGAGGCUGUGGAUUUGAGGUUUAGUAUGGAGAAGGUAGUGGGUUUUGCUCCUAACUCGUAUACGUAUGCCAUUUUGAUGGAGGGUCUUUGUUCGGACGGGAGGUUUGAUGACGCUAUUGGAUUGUUGGAGGAGAUGAGAGUAAAAGGUUUGAAAGAGGAUGUUGUUGUGUAUAGUACACUCAUAAAUGGGCUUUGUAACAAAGGAUAUGUUAGUAGAGGGAAAGAAUUUUUGAAUGAGAUGUUGGAGAAAGGAAUUUCUCCGAGUGUAGUCACUUAUUCUUGUUUAAUUAAUGGAUUUUGUAAGCAGGGAAAAUUGAAAGAAACUACAAUGUUGUAUGAUGAUAUGUUGGGCCGCGGAAUCCAGCCUGACAUUGUUACUUUUACGGGCAUGAUUGGUGGCCUCGGCAAUAAUGGGAUGGCUAAAAAAGCAAUUGAAUUGUUCAAUUUGAUGAUACGUAGGGGUGAGGAGCCUGGAAACAUAACUUACAAUAUUCUUUUAAGUGCACUAUGCAAGGAAGGGUUAUUGGCCGAUGCUUUUGACAUUUUAAAAUUGAUGAUAGAGAAAGGAAAGACACCCGAUGUGAUCACUUACAAUACACUAGUAACAGGACUUUGUAAAAGUGGGAAAUUGGACGAUGCCGUGACACUUUUUGAUUUGAUGUUGGAUGACGAGACUUAUGUUCAGCCAGAUGUUAUAACAAUGAAUGUACUGAUUCGUGGGCUUUGCCAAGAAGGCUUCCUUGAUAAGGCUGGGGAAAUUCAUAACAAGAUGGUUGAGAACAAGUCUUUAGUUGAUAUUGGAACCUUCACUGUACUUAUUGGAGCUUAUAUAAAGGCAGGCGAUAUUGUCAAUGCUUUUGAACUUUGGAAGCAGCUAACUCAAUUGAAUCUUAUUCCAGAUUCAAUAACCUAUAGCAUUAUAAUUGAUGGAUUUUGCAAGCUGUGUGCGCUCAAUAUUGCAAAAGGUUUGUUUCUCAGAUUUAGAAAGAAGGGAUAUCAUCCAACUGCGUUUGAUUACAACAGCUUGAUGGAUGCCUUAUGCAAAGAGGGUAGCUUGGAGCAAGCAAGGAGGUUGUUUCAAGAGAUGUUAGAUGGAAAUUGUGAACCAGACGUAAUCUCAUUCAAUAUUAUUAUUGAUUCAACUCUUGAAGCAGGAAAUUUGCAGUCUGCUAAGGAGUUGCUUAUUGAUAUGUCUCAGAGGGGUUUGAGUCCUGAUGUCUUCACUUUCUCCAUAUUAAUAAAUAGGUUUUCGAAGCUUGGACAGAUGGAGGAGGCGAAAAAAUUAUUUGUGAGGAUGAAUGCUUCUGACUUGACACCGCACAUUAGUGUGUAUGAUUGUUUACUCAAGGGAUUUAGUUUGAAUGGUGAAACAGAAGAAAUUAUUGAUUUGCUUCACAAAAUGGCUGCCAAGGGAAUUGAGCUAGACCUCGGACUUACUUCUACCAUCUUGGAAUGUCUUUGUAAUAUUUCUGAAGAUCUUAAUGUGGAGGAACUGUUACCAAACUUUUCACAGAAAAAAUCAGAAGGAUUUAGUAUUCCCUGCAGUGAGUUGUUGAUGAAGCUUCAGAAGAGUCUCCCCGAGCUUCAGUUAGAUUCUGCUUUGUAGUACAAUCUCACAUGCUUCUGGCAGCUGUUGAGGGAGCUUUCUUCUCUACAUAGUUCACAGGUGGAAAUAUGUCGAGGCCACUCCAUAGGAGUGUGUCUGGUGGAGGGUAGUUAUCGGGUAACAGUCAUGAUUCAUUUGGACAACUUCCAAUGUGUAAUUUAAAAACAGAAAGGGAUGAUUUCGACCAUAAUCACUCACAUGGUGAUCAGACUCAUCUUUCUAUCGAAUCCCCUUUCAAUAUUUUUUCCAGAUCAUUCUCUCGCCAAACAUAAUUUCAGAUGCUGUUCUCCCGAGUAUGAGAACUUUGUUUCAUGCUUCAGAAAAUCUUGAUUUGGGCCUUUCUAUGACCACAACUGUGGACCUAGUUUGAUGCGGACUUGCUUAGUUCUCCCUCCUGCUAAUUACGAAAUUCCAUUUCGUGUGGACUACUGAAAAAGACAUCAUCUGGCAUGCAGAUAUUAAUAUUACUGCACAGACGGGUGCUCUAUUCUGGAAAUUUAACCAAAAGGGUUGGGUUAUCAUCCAUGAUACCGCUCAACUGGUUGAGUUAUCAAGAGUGCACACAGCACGGUUGAAAUGGAAUGCACGAGUCGUAUAGAGAUUGAAAGUUGCACUAAUUGCCAGAAAGAUGUUGGCUCGAUAAGACAUACUUUGCUCGAUGAAUAGUUAAAUUUCGAACAGAAGAAGAAGAAAGGGUUCUGCACAAGACCAGACACAAUCCCUAUGGUGCCAUAAGGCGUACAUAGUGCCAUUCAGGUACACCAUUUGAAGAACAGGACAAUCAAGAGAAUUAUAGUUCUAAAAGUUUUGUUUUAGUGUAUUGUUAUUAAGGCAAUUCAAAUUUUGAAUGUAAUUCUAGAAUUAAGCUACAAUGCUUGAACUUGCUGUUAAAACAUAAGGAUGACGUAGUAGUCAAUGAAGUGAGAUGAGAACACGGGGUUUUGUGUUCGAAUUUUCAAAAGAGAAAGAAAUACUAGGUGAUUUCUUCAAUCUUAGUCUGGAGGGGCAGAUUUACGUAUAUACUUCUUGUUGUUGGGAGAUAGCAUGUGUAAUUUGAUAGUAAUCGAGUCUUGGUGAAUAGAGUUACAUGGGCAUCAAUUGUUGGUGGAAUGUAACACGUAUCAUUGUGUAAUUAGAUGAGAUGUACGUAAGUUGGUUUCGACACAAUAGAAUUAAUUGAGACGUA
Solanum pennellii is the source of this 3560-nucleotide messenger RNA. RefSeq names its product pentatricopeptide repeat-containing protein At4g28010. Bases 161 to 2374 code for a protein of 737 amino acids. Lineage: Eukaryota; Viridiplantae; Streptophyta; Magnoliopsida; Solanales; Solanaceae. The transcript has 3 exons. Gene Ontology annotation, molecular function: protein binding. The record is from RefSeq and is a predicted model, not a curated record.